This is a messenger RNA of Theobroma cacao (cacao), 1576 nucleotides long. RefSeq names its product Exostosin family protein. NCBI's taxonomy places the organism in Eukaryota, Viridiplantae, Streptophyta, Magnoliopsida, Malvales, Malvaceae. Gene Ontology annotation, molecular function: glycosyltransferase activity. The record is from RefSeq and is a predicted model, not a curated record.
UACAGUCCAAUAAAGCAAGAAACAAUUAAAAAAUCCCUCCUUUUUCUCCUUCCAAUCUCUCCAUCACUCAAAUCCCUCCUCGACUCCUGGUCUUUGAAUCCUCCAUCGUCGCCGGAAUCCACCGCAAUCGACAGGCGAUGAUAGUCGGAAAGCAACAGUUGCAGCAAUCUCAGCUGUUUUCUCUUAAAGGAUCCAUCCUCACUCUCUCCAUUGUCACCCUCAUUUCCUUCACUUACUUCUCCUUCAAAUCCCUUCGUCCUCCUCUCCCCCUCUCCCCUCCCACUCCUCAGCUUACUCUCCUCCCCUCUGCCACUGCUACCAUUCCCUUCGCGCGUAAAGUCGCUGACAGAGAAGAAAACAAUGUCGAUAAAGGUAAAGAUGACGACAACGACGAGUUGUUUACCGAUAUUUACCAUUCGCCGAAGCUUUUCAAGUUGAAUUUCAAAGAAAUGGAGAGGAAAUUCAAGGUUUACAUUUACCCCGAUGGUGAUCCUAAAACUUUUUAUCAAACUCCCCGGAAACUCACGGGUAAAUACGCCAGCGAAGGUUAUUUUUUCCAGAAUAUUCGUGAGAGUCGGUUUCGUACGGACUAUCCAGAUCAAGCUCACCUCUUUUUUAUCCCAAUUUCUUGUCACAAAAUGCGAGGCAAGGGCACUUCUUAUGAGAAUAUGACUAUAAUUGUUCAGAACUAUCUAGAUAGUUUGAUAGGGAAGUAUCCUUAUUGGAACAGAACCCUGGGUGCCGAUCAUUUCUUCGUUACUUGUCAUGAUGUGGGUGUUAGGGCAACGGAAGGAGUUCCAUUUCUAGUAAAGAAUGCGAUUCGUGUGGUUUGUUCUCCGAGCUAUGAUGUUGGAUUCAUUCCGCAUAAAGAUGUUGCACUUCCUCAAGUUUUGCAGCCAUUUGCUCUUCCGGCUGGUGGAAAUGAUGUAGAAAAUAGGACAAGGCUUGGUUUUUGGGCUGGACAUCGGAACUCAAAGAUUAGAGUUAUACUGGCUCGUGUGUGGGAGAAUGAUACCGAACUUGACAUUUCGAAUAAUAGAAUAAGUAGGGCUACUGGACAUUUAGUGUACCAGAAGAGGUUUUACAGAACUAAAUUUUGCAUAUGCCCUGGUGGCUCUCAGGUCAACAGUGCUCGCAUAGCUGAUUCAAUCCAUUAUGGAUGUGUUCCUGUAAUAUUGUCCAACUAUUAUGACCUGCCAUUCAAUGACAUUCUUGAUUGGCGAAAAUUUGCUGUUGUCCUUAAAGAGAGUGAUGUGUACCAGCUCAAACAGAUCCUAAAGAACAUAUCUGAUGAGGAAUUUUUUUCACUUCAUAAGAACUUAGUUAAGGUCCAGAAGCACUUCCAAUGGAAUUCACCACCCAUAAAGUAUGAUGCAUUCCACAUGGUUAUGUAUGAACUUUGGUUGCGCCACCAUGUAAUCAAAUACUAAUUUUGUUGAUUUGUUGACGGAUGUAGUUCCAUUUCACUUUUGUAUACACUAAAAGGUUGCCUCCUAACAACCUAAAAGCUUGUAUUUUAUGUACAUACUGCUUAAGUAUUACGUGCCAAAGAUGUCAGUUAUUUGUUUGUUCUUUA